Abrus precatorius (Indian licorice) is the source of this 2329-nucleotide messenger RNA. RefSeq names its product 65-kDa microtubule-associated protein 3-like. Gene Ontology annotation, molecular function: microtubule binding. Gene Ontology annotation, biological process: microtubule cytoskeleton organization. The record is from RefSeq and is a predicted model, not a curated record. Bases 149 to 2329 code for a protein of 726 amino acids. The transcript has 13 exons. Gene Ontology annotation, cellular component: cytoplasm; spindle. Lineage: Eukaryota; Viridiplantae; Streptophyta; Magnoliopsida; Fabales; Fabaceae.
ACUUCAAACCCAUUUUGCACGAAAACUCGCCUUUCAUUUUGUCCAGAAAAUCAAGUCAUUCCUCUUCUCUGCAGCGACGUAGGAACAUCCCAUCCCAACACGAAGCGAUUCGCAGAUCCCUCUGUUGUUCAGAUACAAGUGCUCCAAAAUGUCCAAACCUCAAAACGAUCCCCUUUUGCAAUCGGAAACAACUUGUGGAUCACUUCUCUAUGAACUUCAGAUAAUAUGGGACGAAGUUGGAGAGUCCGAGGCUGAUAGAGAUAGAAUGCUGUUUGAGCUUGAACAAGAGUGUCUAGAAGUGUACAGAAGGAAGGUAGAUCAGGCAAAUCGGUCUAGAGCUCAAUUAAGGCAGGCAAUUGCUGAAUGUGAGGCAGAACUUGCAGCCAUCUGUUCAGCAAUGGGCGAGCGACCUGUGCAUAUUAGGCAGUCCGAUCAAAAUGCUGGAAGCCUGAAGGAAGAGCACGAAAGAAUUCUUCCUCAAUUGGAGGAGAUGCAAAAGCGGAAGUCUGAGCGUAGAGAUCAAUUUAUAGAAGUUCAAGAGCAGAUUCAACGUAUCUCAAUCGAGAUAUAUGGUCCCAGAGAGUAUAUUCCUGCCAUUAUAGAUGAAACUGAUUUAUCCAUGAGAAAACUUGAAGAAUUGCACAGACAGCUUCAUGCACUGCAAAUUGAGAAGAGUAGUCGCUUAAAGAAGGUUGAGGAGCAUCUGUAUACAUUAAAUUCUCUUUGUUCAGUGCUUGGUUUGGACUUUAAGCAGACAGUCAAUCCAAUUCAUCCAAGUUUAGGAGACUUUGAAGGAUCUAGGAGUGUAAGUAAUGAUACCAUUCAGCAAUUGGCUGUUGCUAUACAAGAACUACGGGAAGUUAAAUUACAGAGAAUGCAGAAGCUCCAAGAUCUUGCAACAACAAUGUUGGAGCUUUGGAACUUGAUGGAUACACCUAUUGAAGAGCAACAGAUGUUUCAGAACGUUACCUGUAAUAUAGCUGCUUCAGAACAUGAAGUAACUGAACCAAACACCUUGUCUGUGGACUUCAUCAAUUGUGUAGAGGCAGAAGUAUCUAGGUUAGAAGAGUUAAAAUCAAGCAAAAUGAAAGAGUUAGUAUUAAAGAAGAGAACAGAGCUGGAGGAGAUUUGUCGCAAGACUCAUUUGGUUCCAGAAGUAGAUAGUGCAGUGGAAUAUGCUGUUGAAGCGAUAGAAUCUGGAUCCGUGGACCCUGCUUGUGUGCUUGAACAAAUUGAACUUCAGAUUGCCCAAGUCAAAGAGGAAGCUUUUAGCAGAAAAGAGAUACUUGAAAAGGUUGAGAAAUGGUUGGCAGCAUGUGACGAAGAAUCUUGGCUUGAGGAAUACAACAGGGAUGAUAAUCGAUACAAUGCAGGGAGAGGUGCUCAUCUUACUCUAAAGCGAGCUGAGAAAGCUCGAGCCUUGGUUAACAAAAUUCCAGCAAUGGUGGAUGCUUUGACUUCAAAAACUAUAGCAUGGGAAAAGGAUAAAGGCAUUCAGUUCACAUAUGAUGGCAUUCGUUUACUCUCUAUGCUUGAAGAAUACAAUAUAUUACGGCAAGAGAAAGAGCAAGAACGUCGUAGGCAGCGGGACCUGAAGAAACUUCAGGGACAAAUGAUAGCGGAACAAGAGGCAUUAUAUGGGUCAAAACCAAGCCCUUCAAAGCCUCAGAGUGUAAAAAAGGCACCUAGGAUGUCAACCGGAGGUGCAGCUAGUAGAAGAGUCUCCCUUGGUGGUGCAAUGCUUCAAACUCCAAAACCUGAUUCAAAAGCUACUCAUUCACGUGCCAUUAGAAAGAAUGACAAAGCCCACCAAAUUGACCAACUGAAUUACCUGGAUGAUGGCAUUUCGUGUUUAUCAUCAGCUAGAAGAGGACUGGAUAUUGCUGGUGUUCCAGUAAAAAAGUACUCAUUUGGUGCCGGGAGUCAAGGCACAGAAUCUCCUCUGACAAGGCAACCCUUUUCUCCCAUCUCUUCCAAUGUAUCUUCAAAAGCAAAUGUGGUAAAUGCCACAGAAGAACUGAAUAAACAGAGUGAUAAGUUACAGAAAACAAUGUCACUUAACAACGUGCCAUUCACUACUCCCUCCAAGAUCCCUACUGUGGUUGAUGAAGAGAAUAGAACUCCAAAGGCAAUGCCUAUUCCUGUCCCAGCUACACCUUCGACAGUAUCGAUUCCAAUGACUAUGGCCAUAACUCCAGUUCCUUCAUCAGUUUUGAAGAAUAUAAGCUUGAAUCCAACUCCCACAUCAGUUCCUUUUGGUGGAGGUGAAAUGGUUCAAGAGAUUGAAUAUUCCUUUGAGGAAAAAAGGCUCGGGUUUAUGUUAGCAUGA